CUGUGGGAAGGAAAAGCAUUGUUGUACUGGAAUAAAUCUAAAUGUAAACUUUGGCGGUGAAUUCAGUGAUAUGUUCAAUGUUUAUUUACUCUUCACUACUAGUCCAGAUGUGAUAUAAUGAAUGACAUUGUAGACUACAGUGCUUUUAGCAAAGAAGAACUUGAUGAAAUUCAGAAAGUUAAUAAUGAUCGAAUUAAGGAUCUUGAAAAAGAUAUCUUUUUGCUGGAAAGAAAUUUACAGCAAUAUGGACCUGUUGGAUUGAUUGAGUCAAAAUUUGAUAUCAGUAAUAGCCGACAUAGGUCUAUGUCUAAUCAUAAUAGUAGAAGACUAAAGAAUAGAAAAGACAGUUCAAAUGAUGAUGAACUAACCAGCUUUCUGAAAGAUGAAAUUGAUAAUUACACUCACAGGCUUAAAGAGACUGCUAAAUUGACAGGUGUGAAUAUUGAGAACAUAGAGAGACAUGUUAUUGUGUUAGAUGAAAGUCAGUGCAUUAAACAAUUUCACUUGGAGCUGCAAAUUUUGGACAGAAAAGUUCUUGUUACAUACAAACUACAGGAAGCACUGUCAUGUGAAGAAGCUGACACGACUAGAAACAAGCUUAUAUGGUUUGAAGUGAAGUUUACUGAGGAUAUCAAUAAUGUCAUUGGGGAUGAAGUAACUAAGGCCGUAGAGAAUGUGGCCAUUCAUUCAACCUUCUCCUUGUUAAAGUCUUAUAUCCAGUGGCUGAACUUGCAAGAAAUAACUUUAGACCGAUUUCUGAAGACAUAUCCUGAAAAUGUCAUAACUUCAGUCAACGAAAGGAGAAAUUGUUGUUUAACAAUAAAAAGCACUAAACCAAAUAGGCCUGUUUUCAAUUUAGAGUGGGGCAGAAAAGUGGUUGUUGACAGAGUGGAUGCUGACAUCAGGUUAGAAGUGGAUGCACCUGAAGAAGUUCUAGCCUUAGAUUCCAAACAUAUAUUGGAAUCAUCCCCAAAAAUAUUUUAUGGAAUGCUGGAGAAAUUGGGCCCAGAAAAAGCCAUUGAAAGUCUCAUCCUGCUGGUAGCUACAGAUGGAAAGGGGGCUUAACAAGUGAAGUGUCAUUUUUUAAAUUAGAUAUUUAUUUCUUUUUUAUGUUUGUAUGUAUUAUUUACAGAUGAUAAAAAAAAUGUCACCAAUAUGUUCCUUACUUAACUCUAUGCUCCAAUCAUUUUGAAAGGCAUCUUAACUCAUUCCAUACGUUAGUUUUUGUCAAUGCAACGGAGCAAAAAAAAAACCGGCUCAAAAAUUUUCUAGUGAUAGUAUUGUAUGUUCUUAUAUACAAUCAUUUUUUUUUUAGUUUCUAUGGCAAGUAGCAUAUCAAUGUUUUUGUCAUUGAAUGAGGAAUGUUAUACUGUAAACAUGAAUAAGAUAACUACAAAAAUACAACACUGUGGAAAAAAAAAGUUAUACUGUAAACAUGAAUAAGAUAACUACAAAAGUAUAACACUGUGGAAAAAAAUAUAUUUAAAAAAAAAAUUAAACUCAACUUACGGUUAUGGAAAUCCAAUAAUUAAAAUCCAAAGAAGCUGGUUUCUACACAAUUUAUACCAAAAUAUGUUUGUAAGAAAGUAGCAAAGUUUCAUUUAAAUUGCACAAGAAAUAAAAAAAGUUAUGAAUUUUUUUGUCCACACACCUGAAAUUUUUUUUUUACACAUUUUUUAUGAAAACUGAACUUUGUACACUAUAUACAGAAAAUGAGAGAACAAACAUUGUCCAACAUCCAACAAAGCUAUUGCACUUCAUGAAAGGAUUUGAAGCAUCCUUUUGGAUGUAAAUGAGGCAUUGCUUCACAUCCAGAGCAAAAAAAAUGGGUUCUGGCCCGUUUAGUGCUCGUAGAACAAAAAACGCAGUCUCUGUCCCGUUUGCUGUAGUCCACUAUAUGCUGACUCUUAGUUUUUUCCAGGCAACCUGUCUCUUGUUGUCUACCAUUAGCUCUGAUUUGUUCAUUCAAAACUACAUUCUGUGUAAGCUGUCGAAUUAAAACAUGCUUGAAGUCUUUCAGAGACAGUUUUCUUGCACCAGGUUUCUGGCUGAGGCAAAAUAAAAUGUAGGAAUUGGCUUGACAUAUUUCAAACAGCCAAUAAAACUAUUUCUUCCACCACUUGAUGGUUUUUCUUUCAAAGACACAGUAGUAGGUCACUUUCCGGUCUAGCUUGUCACACCCAUUCAUGUUUCGAUUGUAAGUGUCGACCAUCGAAGGCUUGUCAACAUCGUUCACUUUUGCGGUGCCCACUUCAGCAUCUGUUGAAACCAUAAUGACAUUUUUUUUUGCUUUUUUGUCUUUGAAAGCAACACAGGGCAUUGUUUUUUCUUUGUGGAGGAACCAUUUCAUAUGUUUGUAAGAAAGUAAGUAAGAAACUCUUGACUGCUUUUGGAAAUCCGAGUCUGUUGACGUUGAGUGUACCUGUGUAGUAUUGCUAUUUUUGUAGCAAAUAGUUGAUGAGUUUCCGGGUGGUAUAAAACAGAUCAGCAAAAAUUUUAUGCCCUGUUCCCACAUGUUGAAGGAGGGUGUCAAAAACCUGCACAGCUUGUCCCCCAUCCUUAUCUGCAUCAGGAUUGUAAGAGGUAUUUGCCCCAAAGUAAGUCAAAAUAUUGACAACAUAGCCGGUUGCAGAAUCACACAGGCCAAAGGUUUUGAUGUGAUAUUUGCUAGGUUUAGUGGCAUUAAACAUUUUGUGUUGCCACCUACCUCUAAAACCAAUGACCAUCUCAUCAAUGCUGAGCUCCUGGAAGGGAUAAAAACAUUUUCUAAAUUUAUCUGUCAAUAAAUUCAGGAAUGGCUCUAUUUUUUCUUUUCCUUCUGAUGCUUCAUCGCCACAGUGAAGCAUGGUGUGGUAGAUAUCUUGGAAGCAUUCUCUGUUGAAUACGUGGUGAAUCCAAGGAGCAUAAAAUUCUGCAGCCGUCGUCCAGUAGUCCGAAAUAGCCGGUCUUUUUUUCAAUUCCAAUUUUUAUUAGCACUGCCAUAAACUUGUCCAACUCACUUCUUGUAUCGUCAGUCCAUUGUCCGAAGACAGAUCGCUUUCGUGUUGGGUUGUUCAGUUGGCAUUUUUUUCUUGCAAAUGAAUUGAUAGAAUAUAUCAAGUUGUCUUUAAUUCUGUCAUCAAAGAUUGCAUGAAAAAAAUCAAGUGGAGAAGAUUGAUCACUUAAAAGUAGAUCAGGGCAAACUCCAGGCAUUUUCAGAGGGUGAAAUCUGAAAUUAUUUUCAGUAGUUCCAUAUGUAAUAUGGUCCCAUUCAGGAUCUGCAGAGUCAGAAGAAUUAGAUGUACUAGACGUAGUGCUGGUAUCAACAGACUGAAGACUAGUAGAUCUAGAACAUUUCCCUUUCCCUUUACUUACAGCAGUUUUUUCCACAAGUGUUGGCUGAGGGCGAGGUCUGGUUGGUGGCUCAUAAUCUUCAUCACUGUCAUCAAAUAUAAGCUGUGGGUCCAUAUCAGAAUCUUCAUCAUAAUAAAUAGGUCUUGAGACUCUAGGCCUAGGUCUACUAGAACUACUGCUUAGUUUCAUGCUUUUACCUGGAUUCUGAUCUGAAUCUAAAGCAGGUUCCUUCCUUUUUUUGCUAGACUUAGACUGAGAGGCACAGUCUCGAAGACUAUCAAGUUCUAGAUCUAGAUUCUGAAUAUCACUAGAUCUAUCAUCAUCCGAUUCAGAAUCAAAUAGAAUCAUCUGACUAGCUUCUUCAGCCUUUAUACAUCUGUAUUUAUUACAAUACGUCUAGAGCUAUCACUUGAAGAAGCCAUUGAAUCAGCUGUUUUUUGUUGUCACAAAUUUUUGUGUCAAAAACGGUAACACAGCGUGGUAAAAUGUCUAUAACAAAAUCAAAAACUGCGCUAUAAUCAAACCAAAACAACAUAAAGGAAGUAGAACCUCUUCUGAAUAGAAGUAAUGAAAAGUAUUUGAAAUAAAAGUGCUUUAAAAAGAAGAAAUACUCAUUUAAAGAAACAAUAUACGCUUGGCGCAGCCUGCGGUGAUACGUAGUCAAGCGAAAUCGCGUUGGCCCACUGUGCGGCGUUACGUAUUGAAUGAGUUAAUUUAACAAAAAAAUUUUUUUUUUUUUACAAAUUAAUAUCAUCCUUUGGGUCUACAACAUGUGCUACCUUUUUUUUCAUGUACACAUUUUAAAUUUUGACUUUGAAGCUUUUUACAAUUGUCUAUUAGUAGCUAAAUUUGUCUAUUGUUGCCAGAGAGCUAUAUCGUUUUUAAGAGUGAAAAAAAUAUUUUAAAAAUAUUUAAAAUGAUAUAAUCUGGUUUAUAUUCAAAUAUUUCUGAUCAACGAGAUUGCAACCAUACAUGUACUUGUUGUACGUAUCCACGACAGCAGGCUUCAUUUUAUUUUUUAUUUCUCUGUUUUCAACUUUUCCCAUGGUAGAUAAAAUAGCUACAGGCUUUUUAGCAUUUUUGUCUUGCCAGCUUACUACCAUUAGUUUUUCUUCAGCUGUCUCCCAAUAUCUAGACUCAUGUUCCUCAUGGUUAGUUUUUUUAUUUCAUCAAGAAAGCCUUUGUGGCUUUAUUUUUCUUCUGAUAAAAGAUAGUCCACAAGUUUUCUGGUCGUGUAAAAGCCAUCAGCAAAAACAUGGUAACCUCUGCCAAUGACGCCAAGCAAAGUGCUGAAAAUCUGUACUGCCUGCUCUCCGUCCGUGUCACUGUUUGGGUCAAAUGAGGUGUUUUUUCCUUAGUAUGUCAGAAGAUUAAGCACAUAUCCUGUAGAGCUAUCAACAAGCCCAAAGCUUUUGAUAUGGUAUUUAUAUGGUUUUGAAGGGUUAAAUUGCUUGUAUAGCUAUCAUUUCAUCGACGACCACAUUUUGGAAAGGCGUGUAGACAGUGCUGUAAUUUUCAAUCAAGGGAUUGAUGAAUGGCUCUAUCUUGUUUUUUCCUUCAGCAUCUUGUUGUCCACAAUGUAGCAUUGAACAGAGUAAUGACAAAAACCUGUCCCUCUGUAACAUUUCAGAGUAAAAUGGAAUAUAAUAAAUAUCAUCUGUCGAAAAAUAAUCUUUUGGUUUAUCUUUUUGUUCAAGCCCAUAGCCAUGGUGGUUGCCAAAAAUUUAAUCAUCUCAUACUUGGUUACAGGUUUCCAGUUUUGAAAUCUUGACCUUCUCCUCAAUGGGGUGUUUUGCUUCACUUUUUUUAGAGCAUAGGCAUUGAUGUACUCUAUCACAAUAUCCAUGAUGGUACAUGUGAAGAGGGCAGAAAAGCAGUCCAGAACAGAAGAUGACUGGGAUAAAUAAUGUUCAUUUAUGCCAAGCUCAUUCUUAGGUGCAAAACUAAACUUGUUUUUGGUUUCAAAACCAUCAGACAGAUCUAUUUACAAUUACAUUAUCAUUCAGUUUUCUUAUUUGCUACCAGCAACUGGGAAACAUGAUACUAAAGAAGUUUUGAUGUACUAAAUAUAUACAUAUAUAUAUUUUUUUUUGUCAUGACCUAAUUUUCAAGUUUUUUUUUUAUUUUUAUUUAAACAUUUUUUUUUCAAAAACUAUCAAUAGCAUUACUAUUUUUUCUAGCAUAGGGUCUGUAUUAUUUAUUAUGUUCCUGCACACCAAAAAAUGAGCUUCCUACCUUUAUUGGUUGUUAAGAUUUUAAGAAAUGUUCAGUGACUAUAAAUGUGAGAAAACAAUAACUGCAUUUAAAGUUUUAUACAUGAAUUUUAUGUUAUAAGAAAACAAUCAUAUUAAAACUUCUAUACUAUACCAAUUCAGCAUUAAUACAGUACAAAAAAACAACAAAACAUUCAACAAUUAAAAUAGCCAGCCUUAUAUGUUACACCCUCUUGCACUUCUCUGUCAUGCUCCUUUUGCAUCAUAUUUUAAAUUUUUUUUCUUUCCCACUUGGAAAUCCCUGACACUCUUUUCUUUGCUAACAGCUAUUUGUUUUUCUGUUUUACCCCAUAAUAUGAAUUGUCUCUUAAAGUCCAGUCAAUAUUUAAUUUUUGGAAUAAACUUUUAAUUCCAAUGCCACCAUUGUUGAAUGUCUAGGUAUGUUGCUGUCUGAACAGAAUUCAGUAAUGCAAAGUCAGUUUUGGGGCAUCUUUGCAUUCUGAGUUCCCAUUUUGGCACAUCUUUGCAAUAAGUCUGGUUCUGUUAGUCAUUUCACAAUAGCAAAUAUCAGUUCACUGACGGUGCUUGGAUUCGUUGGCAUGUGUUUCCCAUAUGGUUGUUUUCUAUGUCAGGCUUUGUCAGCUUGUUCUUCAGCAAUUUUUUAUUACUGGCUUUUAAAUUAGUCAGGGCAUUGAACAAUCUCUUUGCAAUAGAAUUGAUGCAGUCUUCUUUGAGAAUAGCAAUAACUUAAAUAGCAACGGAAUGUGACUUAUCACCAUCACAUAACAUGGUGCUUUAGACGAGGUGUCUUUUAUUUAUGGAAUGUGAAAAAAGUCUGCCUCUGAUCCAUAAAAAUUUUUCUGACACUUUUAAUGUAAUUUACUUUUGGCACAUAACUGACAAAAGUUGGAUAGAACUUCCGUAUCCAAUAUGAGCCCUGUCUCGAAGUGAACGGUGGUACCCACACCAGUGUGCGAGGAAUGACCUCGUUUAUGCCAUGACCCAUCAAAACUAAUGGUAACUACUGGGCAGCCAGAGACACUGCAUAUGUUUGAACAAUGUUAGCUGCUUUGUUCAUAAAUUCCUCUCCUGCUUCUUUAGCUGCAGUAUUUACAGCAUUUGAUAAAAUUAGGAAUGUAUUUCUAUGCAGUGAAUUUAAACUCAUAAGUCCGCAAAAUUUUUCAUAUGCUGCAACAGUUCUAAUAUUUAUAUCAAACUUUUCAUCUUCCCUUUUUGAUGUCCAGUCUGACCAGACUAAUUGUUCACAUGACUGUGGACUGAACAAUGCCCAGCUUUUCUGACUUUCGUUGUUGAUUAUAAAGACUUGCUAACAGCAAUAGACCUCAGCAACAGAGCUCAGCACAGAAAAUUGUACUCUUUUCAAUGGCACCAUUGAGGCAAAUUUAGUUUUGUUACAGUCACUCCAUAUCUUAGAGUGAAGCCAUUCAUUUGAGUUCUGGGUAGCUCCCAGGAGACAUCGUUGUAACAGUUUUGGUUCGGAUAAUCACUGAUAGAGAGGUUUUAGAUGUUCAGCCAAUAAUUCAUAUUUUAGAGGAAUACUGACACAUUUAAGAUGUUUCCCAGGCACUUUGUUCUGCACUAUGGAACACCACGAAAAUGCACCGGUUGGGCAAAGGUGCUGAUCAGUUGAAAAGCCAUUGUACAUAGUAGCUAAAAUGGCCUUUCUCAUUUCAUCCACACUUUUAUGUUUCCGAAUAACCCUUAUAUAGCAAUUAGAAAGUUUCAUUAUGGUAUUCUGUGUUAACUUUCCGAAGCCGUUGCCACCCAGGGUUAUCUUUCAUUUGCAACAGUCAGACACAAGGUUACAAAGUGCAGUUCCUAACUUUUUUCCUACGUGGUUGACACAUUCUUCUUUUGUAAUCACAAGACCUGGAUAAGGAUCAAUUUCUGAUACUCUAACAAAAGACUUCUCAUCACCAUUUGACAACAUUGUGGUGUAUCUCAGUUUAAACUUUUUGAAUGGUCCAAAGAAAUUCUGCUGCAGUGGUCUCCAUCAUUGCUGAAAAACCUUUCAAAUAAAAAAAAAAAACAUUAAAUUUUUAGUGAUAGAAAUAAUAUAAACUAUUGUCAAAUAGUUUCUCAAGCAAUUGUUAAAGACAACAAUAUUGUAUUUAUACACCAAAACCUUUUUGUUUUAAUUGCUUUUAAUUUUUAUUUUAUAAAAUUAAUUCAAUAAACGGUUAUUAUAAUUACAGUAAACAAUUAUGUUUAAAAACUAUUUUAAUAAUAAAAAUAAUGUUUUACCUGUGUAGUUGAUAUGGCAUUUAGGCUUGUGUCUUUCAUACCAUUUUUUGUAUUUCAAUGGCGAGGUUUUCUUGAUUGGUUUACCAAUUUUUUGACAAGUUAGGCAAAAUGAUGACAUGACGUGGAAGUCAAGAACAUAUCCAGUUAGAACGUCAACAACACAACCGAGGCUAAUCAUAGAACUAUGAUCCAUCAUAGGAUACUGCUAUGUCAAUAACAUUUUCUGGGAUUAUUGUAGUUCCAUUUAGUUUAGAAUGUGCCUUUCUAACUAAAUUCAUUGUUCUCUUUUCAAACUGUUUCUUCAAAUGUGAUGCUUUAUCGUACAAUAUUUUUGAUGUGCGGUCAAAAGUUUGUUUUGAUAAUCCAGGAAUGUUGAGGUGUUCAUAGAUCUUAUUAAAAGUAUAGGGUCCAAACUCGCAUAAAGCCGAUGAUAAAGCUGCAGAAUUGUUGACGUUAAAUUUUGAAUCAGAUUCUGAACGAGCAGAUGUAUAUGAACUGUUUACAGUAGUCUGUCACUCUUGACAUCUAUACACAUUACAUUGAUUUUUACAGCAAGACCUUUUCUACUUUUUUCAUCACAAGUAAUUGUAAGUGUGGGCUUCUUACUAAUUGGACAAAGUAAUGGCUUUAUGAGAGUUUUAAUUUGGAUUAGAUCCACUCUAGUUCUAAUGUUCUAUUGAUCUGAUUUGAUCUUUGCUGUUUGUUUUUUUUCUCAUUAAACAGUUUAUUUUGAACAGUCCAGUCUAUGUUCAGUUUUUGGUCAAAUGAACCUCUUGCUUCUGCCUCCGAGCUGAUUCUUUUUAAUAUUCAUUACUUAAUAUGUUGGUCAAAUUUGAUAGCUGUAUUUUUAUUAAUUCUAGAAAUAUUCUACAGGGGGGGGGGGG
Molecule: messenger RNA, 8695 nt
Organism: Biomphalaria glabrata
Lineage: Eukaryota; Metazoa; Mollusca; Gastropoda; Planorbidae
Exons: 9
Coding region: 118-1065 (315 amino acids)
Biological process (GO): CENP-A containing chromatin assembly
Cellular component (GO): nucleus; chromosome, centromeric region
Source: RefSeq, a predicted model, not a curated record